Orcinus orca (killer whale) is the source of this 1907-nucleotide messenger RNA. It is a transcript of the gene MINAR2, whose product is annotated as membrane integral NOTCH2 associated receptor 2. Bases 1266 to 1850 code for a protein of 194 amino acids. The transcript is spliced from 3 exons. The record is from RefSeq and is a predicted model, not a curated record. Lineage: Eukaryota; Metazoa; Chordata; Mammalia; Artiodactyla; Delphinidae.
UUUGCAACUAUCAGUAGGGAAGAUGAUUUUUUAACAGCCUCAUGCUUUUUGUUAUAAAGAAGGUAAGUACUCUCUAGUGUCUUGCUUGAUUCAAGAACAUCCUAGCUGCUGAGUCUAAUAAGCUAUAGGGCACUCUUCUGAAAUCUGGUGCUGAUACAUUCCACACGUGACCUCAUUUCCUCUGGAAGAAAAUCCUUCCUGCUGAAUCAGAUGGGUUUACAGAGGCACAAACAUAACAACCUAUGUCUUUUAAAAACUGCUGAUGUGUCUGUCCUAUGCCUUCUCAAGAGUGGCAAUGUUCCCUCUUUCUCUAGAUGAAAAUCCAUACUUUCCCGGUGAGAAGUGUGGUUUGCCCAAGGCAGAGUGGCUUGUAAUGAGAGAGCUUAUCUGCCUUAAAGUCAUCAUCACUUCCUGGCUUAAGAUGCGGUCCACAGCCUCACUCCCACCUCGGCUCCCUGAGUAGCAGGUGGGUUCACUUAGGACAGCACGUCAUCCAAACCCAGCAGCCAUGUUCUCCUUUGGUUCCAAAUGUACUUUGUAAACACCAAGACCCAUCACAGGAGUUUAUACAGCUAGGAACAGAGUCAAAGAGACCUCAGAUAGAGAAUGGGUCAAAGCAGUAGUUUGGGACACUAAAUUACUGUAGCAAACUAUCAAAUUCUUGCCAUUUCCCUACUCGAGCUGAAGCUGACAACCUAAACAUGGUUAGAUUUCACAUGAGCCUGAGACUCUGGGAGUCAAAACAUGAGAAGAAACAAGAUCCCACGUAUCACAUGUGAGGCUGUGCAGGCAGAGCGAAGUCAGCUGGGUCAGCUCGGCAAUGUUCAGAGAGAAAUAUUAAGUAAUGUCUCCCUACAGGUGAUUGUUUCAUGUGCUCCCAACUGUGGACUGUAACCCUGAAAUUCUGGCAGCCUUAUCCAAAGAGUAGUUCCUCUUAAACUGUUACUCCUAACUGUAUGGAGAGACAUUACGUGCUACACAUACCUAAUUUUGGUAUCCCAUCCAAUUUAAUGCGUGUGGGCCCAACUGUUCCAUUCAAGCACUCUAAAUGCACGCGCACACGUGUGCAUGCGUGCGUGUGUGUGUGUGGUGAAAGGUAAGGCAGCGUGCUACAUUGUUUCUGUGUGUGGAUGUGUCAUUUCGAGAGUAGUUUCUGAGCACAGCCCAGAGACCUGGUUUCAGAUGCCUGUCAGGCAUUCUCAGGCUCAUUAAUAAUGGACAGCUCUGACAGCAGCAGCCUUGCUUGCCUUUGUUUUCCACCGUAGAUGAAGGGAGACAUGGAUCUCUCUGUUUUGCCAAAUAACAACCAUCCUGACAAAUUCCUGCAGCUUGACGUGAGGUCUUUAAUGAGGAACUCAGCCCUUCUUCAGGCCAGUCUGGUGAAGUUUCCGGGAGGGAAUUACCCUGCUGCACAGCCCUGGCAAAACCUCAUCUACUCACAGAGAGAGAAGAAGAAUAUUACUGCUCAACGAAUGAGGAGAUCCAGUUUGGAGAGUGCUGUGAGCACAGAGAGCCCCCCACCAUCCCUGUCAUCAGUUCUGAAGAAUAACCCACUAUACGGUGAUGAGAGUUUGGAGGAUGCUAUGGAAGGAAGAAGAAAGAAUCCUUCAUGGACCGUUGAGGAGUAUGACAAGCAUUCCCUGCACACAAACCUCUCUGGGCAUCUGAAGGAAAGUCCUAAUGACCUACGGUUUUGGUUGGGAGACAUGUACACACCCGGUUUUGAUACCUUACUGAAAAAGGAAGAAGAACAAGAGAAGCAUUCAAAAUAUUGUCGUAUAGGUCUGAUUUUGCUCCUCAUUGCCUGCGUCUUGGUUUCCAUAGUAACUGUUAGCACUUUUUUCACCUAAAGAAACUGCCACAGACACAGUGACAUUUCUUUAAAAUCUUUCUAAAUAAACAUUUGC